This is a messenger RNA of Aureobasidium namibiae CBS 147.97, 804 nucleotides long. RefSeq lists its product as uncharacterized. The record is from RefSeq and is a predicted model, not a curated record. The annotation marks the transcript as partial. NCBI's taxonomy places the organism in Eukaryota, Fungi, Ascomycota, Dothideomycetes, Dothideales, Saccotheciaceae. The transcript has 3 exons.
AUGUACGACAGGUCUACUCAGAUUCUGGUCGUAUGCGUUAUUUUCUUUAUUCUUUCUUGGGUGUCUGUAGGGUUACGAGUUUAUGUCAAGGCUGCAUUACUAAAACAAGUUGGUUGGGAUGACGGGGCCAUGCUUGCAACACUGCUGCUUUUCACCGGUUACUUGAUAUGCCAGCUCGGCAGUCUAGCACAUGGCAAUGGACGACGACGUGAGACUAUGACAGACGCAACAGCUCAGAUAGGAUUGAUGUACUGGUUCUUUUGUGAACUUUUCUACACGUUGGCGACAUCAAUGCUAAAGAUCGCUAUUGGCCUCUUCUUCCUCAGGAUCGCCAACAACCGAGUGCACAUCUUUAUCAUCAAGUCUAUUAUGUACAUCAGCGCGGUGCUCGGUGUCACAUACUUUUCCAUCGUCCUGUUCCAAUGUCACCCAAUCUCCUUCUGGUGGGAUCUCAGCCCGGAUCAUCACGGACGUUGCUUGAGCGCCUCAGUCAUGGCUGAUACAUCAUACGUCGUAUCAGCCUUGAACUCGGUGGCAGAUUGGGUCUUUGGUAUCCUUCCAAUCUUCAUUGUCAAGGAUCUUCAAAUGCAUCGCCAUCAGAAGGCAGUAGUGGCUGUCAUUCUCGGUUUCGCCGCGGUCGGAAGUUCUGCAACGAUCAUCCGUCUACCCUACGUGUGGACUGUUAAGGAGUACAAAGGCGAAUUCCUCUGGCGCACGGCUGAUGUGGCCAUCUGGACUACCGUCGAGGUUGGAAUCGGUAUCACUGCUGGUAACUUGGGAACUUUGAGACCACUCAUGCAACGU